Hibiscus syriacus is the source of this 1551-nucleotide messenger RNA. RefSeq lists its product as uncharacterized. The coding region runs from base 499 to 1242 and encodes 247 amino acids. The record is from RefSeq and is a predicted model, not a curated record. NCBI's taxonomy places the organism in Eukaryota, Viridiplantae, Streptophyta, Magnoliopsida, Malvales, Malvaceae. The transcript has 7 exons.
AAACCAAAACCAAAACCAAAACCAAAACCCAAAAGUCACGCAAAAAAGGAGCAUAAGCCGAACAAGUUCACUGUUGUGGUUCCUCCAUUUUGCAUUUUGUGUGGCUCGGAAAGUGAAAGAUUACAAAGGAAGUUUGGUUGUUGGUGGGAUCUGGUAAAAGUUCCCUUUUGAUCGAUCUGUCUGAUGAGGGAAAGCAAAAAGGAUAUGGCGGGAUGAAGGAGGAAAAUAACCGGAGUGAGAGAUGGCUAGGGAAGGAAGGCACAAACGGGGCGGUUUUGCUUUGGGUUCGGCUUCGUGUCACUGGUCCUAUAAAAGGAUUACUCUGACUGUUUGCUUCGUUAACAUCGUUAUUGCUCUCUUUGUUCUUCGUUCCCUCUAUUCUUCUCUCUACAUUCUUUACAGCAAAGAUAAUGUUGUAAAGUAUACUCCGGAUCAGAUUAGGAAAAUGGAGGAAUCCGUUAAGAUUCGAAGAGUUAGUGAACCUAUCGAGCUUAUUAAAUGGUUAAGCGAAUAAAGCAUAAAGUUCGGAGUGAAGAAUUGGGGGCUGAAAUGCCACGGGCAGUUAAGCAUAAGAUAACUGAUGAGAUCCUACAGGAAUUGAGAAGUUUGAGACCAAAUGCUACUGCCAGCGAGCAGCAAGAAGUGGUUGAAAACUGGCGGAAGGAGAAACUAAAAGAAGCCAAAAAGUUGGCCCUUGGAGGGGAGGGGUUGAAUUCGACACUUGUGAUAGAGGAAGCAGGGAUGUUAUUAAAAGCCUUGGAUUCCAAUUGGGCUGCACUGUCAGAAGAAAUUGGCCUUUGGAUACCCACUGAAAUCAAUAAUCCAGAACAUGAUGAUAAGCCUGAGGGUGUGGAAGAUACAGAAUAUGAGGAACAAAUUUUAGCUGGGAAGCCCCUUCCACGAGAAUGUCAUGCUGAACUUCAUACGGAUUACGACGGUGUUGCUGUCAGAUGGGGUCUUACCCACCACAAAGAAAGUGCAGCUGACUGCUGCCAGGCUUGCUUAUAUCAGGCGAAAAAUGCAAAGCCUGGUGACAAGAGAUGCAACAUAUGGGUUUAUUGUCCAUCAGAGACCGGUUGCUAUUCCCCAGAUAAAUACCAACACAGACACAUGGAGUGCUGGCUGAAAUUCUCAGAGAAGCCCAGACUGAACUUUAAGGACAGAUAUUCUGAAGCAUAUCGUGACGCACACCCAAAGGUCCCUGUUAUGGUUCCUUGGGUAUCAGGUAUUAUUAGUGGUUGACUGGAUUUUGAUAAACAAGACACCGACAAUGGCCAGCCGAUUCGAGAUGCAGCGGACUCUAGUUCUACUGAAUUUUAUGAUACCCCGUUUAUAUCAGACAAAUAGACCUAUGCUAUUGACAAUAUAAUGUCUUUUUGGUUCUGGAAGAUGGGGUGGGGGGUUGACAUGGAAAUUGUUUUGUACCACGAAAUGUCUAUUUGGGUGGUUUGAUUUCAUCUGAGGCAGUAUUGAUAGAUUUUUAGGAGAUGGGAGAGACUCAUGUCUGAGGGUACACUUAAAAGAAAUGGAAAGCCUUAUUUGUUGUUCAAU